AUUUCAUGGCAGUGGCACGCAUUUGGGACUUGGACUUUUCGUGACAGCAUGUCAUUUUCGACAUUUGAUUGAUAAUUUUCCAAAGAUCCAUCAAAUUAGUUUGUUUGAAAGUUAGUUUAGGCGCUAAAUGUGUAUAUUUUUAAUUUUUCACGUUAAAAUAAGGAUGUGAGUGAUCGGGGUCCAUGUUUGGUUAGCGCGGCUAGGGUUCCCAAGAUGAGUGCUCAAAAAUGCGUUGUAGAGGGCUGCAAUUUGGAAUAUGAUGUGGUCUGCAGCUUUUCCUUCUACAAUGUCAACACCACAUCAGACACAGACGACAAAAGACAGGACUGGAUCGAGGGUGCUAUGCAGGAGGAGAGCGAGUGCCUCUGGCGGCACGUUAACUUACAGUUGUGCGGGUACCACUUCGAGCUGGAUGCGCAAGGGCUAUGGAUAGACUCGCCCAUGUUGCCUGAGCUGCUGACGCCGCAGGAGCAGGCGGCGCCGGUGCAGCAGACGCCAGAACAGAAAAAAGCCGCCGACAUCAUUCGCAUAGAACACAACUACAGCAUGGAGUCGUGUAAAAAGGAACCGGAGGCGAUUUCUCGUCUCAACGUGAGACAGCUGGUCGACACGCUGGGUUACCUUUCAUUGAAGAAUCUACAGAAAAAGCAACUGUGGGUUGUGAAGGUUGAAAGUGAUAAAGCGGAAGCUUCCAUCACUCAGUCGGAGCAGGUCAUCACCAAAAUGCCUGAUCCCAAACAGAUUAUAGAGAUCAUACCACAAACGUCUAGCUCCGGCCAGACAGAGGGCGAGGUGGAUCCGAACCUGCAGAACCAGAGCGAGGUCCUACAAAUCAUGGACGACGGCAACAUCUCCGAUAACUUCAUAUACGAAAUAGCCGAAGAGCAGGAGAUAACCAUGGAGGAGGUCAAGGAGAUACCGGCUUCCGAACACCAGGAGUGGACGGUGAACAUCAUCCCGGACGACACCAAGCCGAAGUACGCGUACAUCAAACAUUGCAACAGCGGCAAGAAGAAGAGGCACUUCACCACAGAGAUGAACGAGAUAACGCUCCACGGCGACUUCGAGAACUACUACAUACUGCCGGACGUCGAUCCGUCCGUCGGCGUGGAGAUCACCACCAGCUACGAGCCGGAGAGCUUCAUCGUCGAGGAGUACCCGCACCUGGUGCUCGAGGAGCGGCCGAGGAAGUCGAGGGAGGAGAGGAAGCGGAAGAAGAAGUCGCCCACCGUCCGGGAGCAGGUGAAGCAGAUCAAGACGGAGAUCGGCGAGGACUGGGUGGUGGAGAACAACAUAUACGACCAGGACGCCUCCGAGGACUAUGAUGAGAAGAAAGCGGCGCGCGUCCGGAGGAAAAAUAAGAAAUACCUCGGUAUGAAUGGCCUUAAAUGAUGAUACUGGCUUAGUUUUUACAACGUACUCUCGUGGGCGCCACAACGAUCCACAGCGCCGGCCACACAGCUCCCUCAGAGUUUAAUAUAUUAUAAUAAUGAUGAUGAUAGUGUAUUUUGUUUCUUUCGCUUCCUCAAUAAUCAUUAGUGUAUGUUUAGUGAUGUCGAAACGCGUCUACCCGCUCUGUUUUAGUUCUGCGUAAAAAAUUAGUUUUUUUUUUUUAUCCACGGCAAACUUAAAAAGAAAAUAAUGUAAAUUGCGGGUAGAUUCGUUUUACUGGAGUUCGUUUGAAGUCGGUAUUUAGGAUAGAUAUUUUUUUUUUAAAUAUUGACCGCUUACUUAGUUUAAGAUGAUUUUUUUUUCAUAUAUUAUGUUGUUGGGAUAGUGUAAAAUAGACGUUUAGAAUUGAUUGCGAAUUCUAUCGGCUGGCUCGCCAUUUACUGAUGCAAUUCUAGGUGGUAAGAAUUCACGAAAAUGCUAAAGUUGAAAUCGGGCCACGGAUGUACGGAAAAAUAAGAGUACUUUUUUUGAAGUCGGUUAAAAUUUGAUGAAACAACUAUCGACCAUUGUUAGACAUCAAAUCUGAUGCCAACGCUUUCAUCAAGACGAGAAAAUAAAGUAUUUUAUUUGAAUAUUGUGUCGCAAUGUAUUUUAUUUUAUUUGGUAGCCAGUCGAUAAUUUCUUAAAUUUAGAUAAAUAUGUUUGCCAAAAAAGAAAUCACUUCAUCAAAAUUAAAGAUUCAUUAUGAGAUAAAGUUGAAAUGUUAUUUAUUUACAUCAACAAACUAUUAAUAAAUAGGCAUUAAGGUUUUUAACUAACUAAAAAGUUUAUAUUAUUUAAAGACGAUAAGUUUUGUUUUAAAAUUGUGUUUUUGAUUGUGGAAAUGAAAAAUCGAGUUUUAAGCAAAAUAUUAUUGACCACUUUUCGCGCUAAAUUUAAUUAUUAGUAAUUAAAGAAUUGUGAAUAAGUUAACACAACACUUUUUACGUUUGGGAUUUGGAAUAAAUUUAGAACAUUACGCUCUUUUGCACAGUUGGUAUGUUAAUUAUAGACAUUGCAGAUCAAGGGCCAGGUUCACGACUUGCCGAUAAAAUCUCUGAUAGCUUAUUUAACUUUACUUUAUUUGUCAUUUUAACUGACAGAUAAGCUAAAGAAAACAUAUCUGGAAGUUGUGACACUGGCUGUUAAAAUUAUAUAAUGAAUUUCAUCGCCUUCAAUUGUAAUUAAAGAAAGUGUAUAAAUUUUCUUCUCAUCUGUACAGAUUGUCGCUUAAAUCAUAAGCUUAGAUUAUUAGAAAUUAUACCAUAAUUAUGUUUUGGUUUUCGUUAAGUACUGAAUAUAAGACUAUUUUAAA
This is a messenger RNA of Zerene cesonia (dogface butterfly), 2746 nucleotides long. RefSeq lists its product as uncharacterized. The record is from RefSeq and is a predicted model, not a curated record. Bases 214 to 1392 code for a protein of 392 amino acids. Lineage: Eukaryota; Metazoa; Arthropoda; Insecta; Lepidoptera; Pieridae. The transcript is spliced from 7 exons.